AAUUCAUAACUGUGCAUGUCAAAACUAUUUGGUCUUUCGUUAUUUAAAGCAAAGAAAUUUUGUGUUUCUCAAACUUUAUCGCACUCAUCAUCAUAAUUUUACAUUACAAGUUGGCCUCUCUUUGGAACAAUUCUACCAUUCGUUUUCCUAACUUUUCCAAUUGUGUUAUUCUGAAGACAGAAGUUUUGUAGUAUAUUUUGGACUUCUAUGUCUAUUUCAGUGGUUAAAAUUAAACUAUAAAUAUGGGUGAAAGUUACUACACCAUUCUUGGAGUCUCCGAAAAUUCAAGUCUAGAAGAAAUCAAGAAGCAAUAUCAAAAUUUGGCCCUUCAGUAUCAUCCAGACAAACUCAGUGCUGAUCAAGAAAACGACCCUGCUGUGAAGGAAAAGUUUUUAAGAAUUACGGAAGCAUGGGAGACAUUACGAGAUCCUGGAAAGAGGAGAGUUUAUGACUCCAUUUUGUUAGAAAAUGCUCUUGAUGAUAACAGUCUCAAGUUUGAUUCCGUCAGUUACCAUAGUUUAAACUUCGUAGACAGUUCUCAUUCCACUAAAUGUAAAUGCGGUGGCACCUAUGAUGUACAGAGAGAUGAUUUAGAUUUCAGUAGCUCAUCAUGUUUGUACAUACCUUGUUCAUCAUGCUCUCUCUUUAUUGAAAUCGUUAAAAAAAGUUCCUAGCACACACCAGUACAUCGAUUUCAGAAUUAAUAAUUUUGAAAUUUGGACUCACAUUUAAAGAAUACCAAGGUCCCUUUCUCACCAACAGAACUGCCCCCUUUCUACAAGUUCAAAUGAUCAUUUAGAAAGCUUUUAUUCUGCAAAUAAACAUUAUCCAGAAG
Messenger RNA from Bemisia tabaci, 835 nucleotides. Lineage: Eukaryota; Metazoa; Arthropoda; Insecta; Hemiptera; Aleyrodidae. The record is from RefSeq and is a predicted model, not a curated record.